AAUGUGUCCCUCUCCUCCGUCCAAGAGGGAGAGAGACCGACCCGCUGCACCCAGGGCCUCGCCACCAGAUCGCGGCUGACCCUAAAGCCCCAAACAGCAAGCACUGCUUGCAGUCCUCAGGAAAUGAACGCGCACUCAAGGCCCCGCGGCGCCGGGCGUUGUACUCCAAGGGGCCGAGCUCUCCGAGGCCCUCUCCAAGGCCCGACGGAGGCCCUGACUGCACCUACCACGGCCGCAGACACGUCCUCCUCCCGCACCUGCACUCACCUGCGGGAAAAGCGACGCAGCACGAGGCGCUCGCCCAUGUGCACGGCGGCUUCCUUCCCGCUCCGACGACGGCCUCCGACGACGACGAAGGCACUACCCGCACGACCGCUUCCACGAAGGCGCUUCACGGAGGCAGCGCUCUCCACGGGCCGGGCAGGGAAGCGCCCCCGAAGGUGCAACCGCGCAGCCAUUAACACCUGCGCUCUCCGGCUGCACUCAAUGGCUAAAUCCCAUAAAAACCGCCGUGACUCACCUUACACCUCAUUCCCUGUCAUGCCCUGCGGCCACCUUGCCCCUGCCCACUGCCCCCAGCCCCCCCCCUUGCCUCUCGGCCCCCGGGCUCCUCCUCCAACUACAACCUCUGAGAAUUCUCCGCGGCCUUCCCUUUACUCUGCCCAACUCAUACCUCCCCCUCGCCCCCCGCCCCUCUCCUCCCCAUACCCCGUUCAACCUCCCCCGCCUCCCACAGGGGAUCUCCGCCCCCGCCCCUCGCCUCCCGCCUCCCCCGGGGCGCGCAUCCGCAGCGCCGCCGUCCGCGCCUCCGCACUCCGCUGCUCCUCGGUUACUGAGAUCCGGGUGGAGACAGGCCGCCCUCGAGUCUCCGCCCUCUCCCUCGUGGCGCUCACGGCGCUCACGGCGCGGCUCGAAGACCCGAGAGCGGAAGGCAGUGAAUCCAGCGUAACAUGGGCGUAUCUCUUGCUCCGCCCACCCCCGCGAGAAGCGAGGGAACGCCCACUACACCUGGAGCGGUUACGUAAGGCAGCGCCGAAGGCCACGCUAUAUCACGCAUUAUUAUAUGCUGCACGUAUUACGUACUACGCCAUCGCAUAUACUGCAUUAGUGUCUCUGCUGGAAGGCAAGCUGGUCUCCCUCGAGUGCGUCGACAUCCGGCUCCGGGAGCGGGUGCGACGGGCUCCGUGGGCGCUGCAACGGCCUGGGCGCCCGUGGUACUGGCAAGGCUAG
This is a messenger RNA of Penaeus indicus, 1230 nucleotides long. RefSeq lists its product as uncharacterized. The annotation marks the transcript as partial. Lineage: Eukaryota; Metazoa; Arthropoda; Malacostraca; Decapoda; Penaeidae. The transcript has 7 exons. The record is from RefSeq and is a predicted model, not a curated record.